Molecule: messenger RNA, 4102 nt
Organism: Dichomitus squalens LYAD-421 SS1
Lineage: Eukaryota; Fungi; Basidiomycota; Agaricomycetes; Polyporales; Polyporaceae
Exons: 17
Coding region: 85-3936 (1283 amino acids)
Biological process (GO): actin filament organization; vesicle transport along actin filament; endocytosis
Cellular component (GO): cytoplasm; vesicle; myosin complex
Molecular function (GO): actin filament binding; ATP binding; microfilament motor activity
Source: RefSeq, a predicted model, not a curated record
GUACCCCAAUCGCAGCGGUGGCCUCAUUGCAGCGUCUACUAUCGCCUGCCUCACAUACAUCUGCCCUGAUCUCUAUCCUGCAUAAUGGCACCCUCCAAGAAGGCGGGCAAGAAGGGCGUAGCUGCCGCGCCGAAGAAGGGCGGGGCGAGCAAGGUCGCUAAGGCCGACUGGAAGGAGGGCUUCAAGAAGAAGCAGGUCGGCGUGUCCGAUAUGACCCUCCUCACCACCAUCACGAACGAGAGCAUCAACGAGAAUCUCGAGAAACGGUGGAAGAACGGCGAGAUCUAUACCUACAUCGGCUCGGUGCUCAUCUCUGUCAAUCCCUUCCGAGAUCUGGGCAUCUACACGGACGAGGUGCUCCAGAAGUACAAGGGCAAGAAUAGGCUGGAGGUUCCACCGCACGUGUUCGCGAUUGCAGAGAGCGCGUACUAUAACAUGAAUGCGUACCACGAGAACCAGUGCGUGAUUAUCUCCGGAGAAUCUGGUGCGGGCAAGACCGAGGCAGCGAAGCGAAUCAUGCAGUAUAUCGCUGCUGUGUCCGGAGGGCAGGACAGCAGCAUCCAGGAGAUCAAGGACAUGGUGCUCGCCACCAAUCCGCUACUGGAGAGCUUCGGAUGCGCAAAGACGUUGAGGAAUAACAACUCCAGUCGACAUGGAAAGUACUUGGAGAUCAUGUUCAACGACCACGGAGAGCCGAUUGGUGCUCAGAUCACCAAUUACCUUCUAGAGAAAGGUCGUGUGGUGGGUCAAGUGGAGAACGAGCGGAAUUUCCACAUAUUCUACCAAUUCACGAAGGCAGCCUCGGAUGCGCAGCGAGAGGCAUAUGGGCUACAGGGUCCGGAGGCGUACGCGUACACAAGUCUGAGCAACUGUCUCGACGUCCCUGGUAUCGAUGACACACAAGACUUUGCUGAGACGAUUAAAGCGAUGCAAGUCAUCGGUCUGAGCGACUAUGAGCAGAGCGAGAUCUUCCGAAUGCUCGCCGUGAUCCUCUGGCUCGGAAAUGUCCAGUACAGCGAGAAGGACGACGGCAAUGCUGACGUCGCAGACACUAGCGUGACGGACUUCGUUGCGUACCUGCUUGAGGUGGAUGCCGCCCUGGUGCAGAAGGCGAUGACUAGCCGAACUAUGGAGACCCAACGCGGCGGUCGUCGUGGUUCUGUGUAUGAUGUGCCUUUGAACCCCGCCCAGGCUAGUUCAGGUCGUGACGCCUUGGCAAAGGCUAUCUACAACAACUUGUUCGAAUGGAUCGUGUCGAAGAUUAACGUCUCGAUGAAGGCUCGCCAAGCUACUGCCCAGUUGAUUGGCAUUCUUGAUAUCUUCGGUUUCGAGAUCUUCGAGGACAACUCAUUCGAGCAGCUCUGCAUCAACUACGUUAACGAGAAGCUCCAGCAGAUCUUCAUCGAGCUCACCCUCAAGACCGAGCAGGAGGAGUACGUCCGCGAGCAGAUCAAGUGGACGCCCAUCAAGUACUUCAACAACAAGAUCGUUUGCGACCUCAUCGAGGAGCGGCGUCCACCCGGUAUCUUUGCUGCGCUCAAUGAUGCUUGCGCGACUGCCCACGCCGACCCCACCGCUGCCGACAACUCCUUCAUCCAGCGUACAGCGGCGCUUGCGAGUAACCCGCACUUCGAGGCCCGUGGUGCGCAGUUCUUGGUCAAGCACUAUGCCGGUGAUGUGAUGUACAACGUGGCUGGUAUGACGGAUAAGAACAAGGAUCUGCUCGUGAAGGAUCUGCUGGACCUCAUUGGCACUAGCGGAAACCAGUUCUUGCAAGGUCUCUUCCCGGACCGUCCGGACCCCAACAGCAAGAAGCGGCCUCCGACUGCCAGCGACAGGAUCAAGGCCUCUGCGGGAGCUUUGGUCGACAACCUCAUGCGCGCGCAACCCUCGUAUAUCCGUACCAUCAAGCCGAACCAGAACCGGAGUUCUACCGAAUACGACACCAAGGCUGUCCUGCAUCAGGUCAAGUAUCUCGGUCUCCAAGAGAACAUCCGCGUUCGUCGUGCGGGUUUCGCGUAUCGGAACACAUUCGAGAAGAUGGUAGAGCGCUUCUACUUGCUCUCUCCGGCAACCUCGUACGCGGGCGACUACAUCUGGCAAGGCGACUCAAAGUCAGGCUGCGAGCGGAUCCUCACUGACACGGGUAUCGCGCGCGAGGAGUGGCAGAUGGGUGUAUCGAAGGCGUUCAUUAAGAACCCCGAGACGCUCUUCGCCCUCGAGACGAUGCGUGAUCGCUACUGGCACAAUAUGGCCGGUCGUAUUCAACGUGCUUGGCGCAACUACAUGCGCUACAAGCACGAGUGUGCCCGCCGCAUCCAGCGCUUCUGGAAAAACAACAAGGAGAGCAUCGAGUACGCUAAGAUCCGCGACUAUGGACACCAGAUCCUUGCUGGCCGAAAGGAGCGUAGGCGAUUCAGUUUGCUGGGGUACCGUCGCUUCAUGGGAGAUUACCUGGACCUCAAUGGGAAGAGCGCGUUGGGCGAAGAGCUCAUUGAGGCCUGCGGGUUGGGAAGAGAUCAGGUAACAUUCAGUAGCCGUGGGCAGAUUCUCGUCUCGAAACUUGGUCGCUCGAGUAAACCUAGCCCUCGGUUCCUCAUCUUGACCGAUAAAGCGUUCUAUAUUGCUGUAACGACAGCGAAGGAUGGUCAGACUGUCACCACACUAGAACGGAAGAUCAACCUCGUAACGAUAAAGAGCGUCUCAAUGUCCAUCCUGAGGGAUGAUUGGCUUGUUCUCAACCUGGGACCCACGGAAGAGGGCGACCCAAUCCUCAGCUGUGUCUUCAAGACGGAGUUAGUCACGCACAUGCUUCGCUUGACACAGGGUAGCAUCAGUGUCCUCAUCGGUCCGACCAUCGAAUACAACAAGAAGAAAGAGAAGAAGGCGCAAAUCAAGUUCGUUAAGGACGAGACCGUUCCCAGGAAUGACACCUACAAGAGUCAUACAGUACAUGUACCUUCCGGCGAGCCGCCCUCAAGCCUGUCACGGCCGAUGCCAAAGAAGAAAGAGGGCGUCGUUCGGCCAAUCACCCAAGGCAAGCUCUUGCGGAAAGGCGGACCAUCGGCUAAACCUGCAGCUUCUCGCCCGAAGCCCGCAUCGCAGCCGUUGCCCGGAAAGUCUACUGCUGCGCCAACACCCAAGCCACCGGCCGCCACUUCAACAGCUUCGUCGGCAGCACCUCGCGCCCCUCCGCCACCACCAGCUCGAGCUGCGGCACCUCCUCCACCGCCACCUGAACCUGAUGUUGAGCUUUACAAGGCGAAGUAUGCAUUUGAGGGCCAGGAGGGCGAGAUGACGCUGAAGAAGGAUGACAUCGUCGAGCUGGUCGAGAAAGAUGACAACGGCUGGUGGCUCGUCAAGAAGGAUGGUGCCGAGGGCUGGGCACCGCACAACUAUCUCGAGCUGGUCCCUCCCAAGCCAAAGGCCGUGGCGCCUCCGCCGCCGCCUCCACCUCCACCAGCGGCCAAGCGUCCGACUCCAUCCGCCCCUGCAGCGCCUGCAGCUUCAGCAGCUCCGAAGAUAGGACUGAAAUCCGUAUCUGCCGACCCUUCAGCGAAGCCUGUCGCAGUCUUCCCGGGGAUAGGGCCCGCCAAUGGAUCUGCUGCGCCCUGGAAACGCACCGCCUCCACUGCCACCGCCGAGUCGUCGAACGGCAGCACUCCCGCGUCGUCAAGACCGGCGAGUUCAGCCGCAGCAAAGCCACCUCUCGCAACGAAGCCCAAGCCCCCUCCGCCAGUAGCUGCCAAGCCCUCCAUUGGGGCUCCUCCGCCGAAGGUCGGCGCCAAGCCUCCUGUGCCCGCUGCGCCCCGUCCCGGAGGGGCUGCACCGAAGCCCAAGGUCGGAGGCGUCGGAAAGCCGGCGGCGGUCGGAGGCCAGAUGGAUCUUGCUGCUGCACUCGCCAAGCGAGCACAGCGUAUAGCAGAUGAGGAGUAACCGGACUUCUGCACCUGUCGAAUAAGAUAGAGAUCGUCUAUACCACGCGGCUGAUUGUGCGAAGGCGAGCAGGCUUCAUGACAUUCAUGGUGCUGUACAUAUAUGUAAGGAAUAAGGCAGGCCGGUACCUAUGCGAUAAGUGUGUAUGCUCGAGAAUGAAAUGUAU